Messenger RNA from Vigna angularis (adzuki bean), 1053 nucleotides. RefSeq names its product transcription factor MYB115. Gene Ontology annotation, biological process: regulation of DNA-templated transcription. The coding region runs from base 47 to 925 and encodes 292 amino acids. Gene Ontology annotation, cellular component: nucleus. Lineage: Eukaryota; Viridiplantae; Streptophyta; Magnoliopsida; Fabales; Fabaceae. Gene Ontology annotation, molecular function: RNA polymerase II cis-regulatory region sequence-specific DNA binding; DNA-binding transcription factor activity, RNA polymerase II-specific. The transcript has 3 exons. The record is from RefSeq and is a predicted model, not a curated record.
CAAACCUUGUUUCACUCAAAGAUUCUGAGUCCUUGUCAUCAUCAUCAUGUUUCACCACACCAACACCUUCAACCUUUUUCAAUGCCACAACAUGAACAUGAACAUGAACAUGUCUGUUUGCAACCCUACCUCUAUGAUGGAGGCUCAUUCCAACCCUGUUACCACCCCUUUCUAUGGAGGCUUUGCUAAUGAUCACUGUCACCAUUCUGUGACGUUGGAACCAAACAAAACUGUCAUGGAUGCUUUGCAUGGCAACCAAAAACACACAGUCAUAUGUAAAUUUUCACAGAAAACCAUGUCGGCUCAUCCAUCUCAAGCUUCAUGUUCCAAAUCAUCACCAUUAUCUUUUUCUCUCUUUAAUAACUGUGAAUUAGAGAUGAUGAGUGAAUUUCACUGGGACAAUAAUCAAAAUGCAAAGCUCAAAAAUGAUACCAACAUUGCUAAUCAUAACAUAAUCAAAGGGCAAUGGACUCCUGAAGAAGAUAGAGCUCUUAUGGAAUUGGUGAGUCAAUUCGGACCCAAGAAAUGGACACAAAUUGCGAGAUCACUACAUGGCAGAAUUGGGAAGCAAUGUCGAGAAAGAUGGAAAAACCAUCUUCAGCCAAACAUUAGGAAAGGAUCAUGGAGCUUGGAGGAAGACAUGAUUUUGAUCAAAGGGCACCAAGAAUUUGGAAGAAAAUGGUCAAAGAUUGCAAAGAGAUUGAGUGGUAGGACUGAGAAUGAUAUCAAGAACCGGUGGAAUGCAACCAUCCGACGCCAAAACUGCAACAAGAACAGUAAAGCUCACUACAAAGGCUCAAUCCUCCAUGCCUAUGUUAAAUGGGUCACUGCAACUGAAGACAAAGUUCUCAGAAAACCCUCAGACAAGAAGAACCAAAAUGUGUUUGGAUGCACUUGUGAUGAGCUAGCUCUUUUGUUGAGCUAGCUUCAAGAGAAAAUAACAGUUUAAAAAGAGGUACUGGUAGAAAUGUUUACAGCAUGCCAAGAAAUAUCCGUAAUAUAUAUACUAAGCCAAUUAAUUUUCUAUUGGGCCUAGGCCCAUAAUUUGUCAUA